This is a messenger RNA of Paramisgurnus dabryanus, 5691 nucleotides long. NCBI's taxonomy places the organism in Eukaryota, Metazoa, Chordata, Actinopteri, Cypriniformes, Cobitidae. The record is from RefSeq and is a predicted model, not a curated record.
ACAGCAUGAUGAGGGCGUGUCCUUACCGUAUGUGAGGAAGUACAGUACUGACAUUUACUGCACUUUACACAGUCAGGUUGGAUUAUAUGUAUAGUGUUCAAACUAAAUGUAUCACCCGACUCUAACUUUACUCACGCUUAAUAUCGGGGGUCAUUAUGGCGGUGUUUGACAACUGUAACGUGCUGUUAGAUGUGAAGACUUUGCCUUUUAAAGAGAAGAAGAAGCUGAGGUCAGCACUUCUGGAUAAUGGAGGAAACAUCACUUAUGUGGUCAACAAACAGUGCUCUUUUGUGGUGACCAGCAGUGUGGAUGAUCUGAGCAGUAACAGACAGAAGAGCAUUCACAAGCUUCAGAUCCCUGUGGUUGGGAUGCAGUAUGUAUGGAGUUGUCUGGAUAAAGGUCAUCUCCUGCCUUUUGCAGAGCAUGUUUUGACCCCACAGCUGACAGACCCCAGUUCUGAACACAGCUCCCUACGUAAUCCAGAGUUAAAAGUGUUGACUCAGAUACCAGUAAAAGGGAGCGUCAUAAGUCAAACUCGGACUGAGAUUUUGGAGAAGGGUGGACCCCAUCCCGAGAAGUUUAGAAUUUACAAAGGUGAUCAGGAUCUGCCUGAAUUCCCUUCACAUUUUCAAGUGGCCAAGUAUUCCUUUUUUAAAAAGAAUAACUCGAAGACUUUAUCAGUUUUGGAGCUACAGAGUGCCAAAGGAAGAGCUGGUCAACAGUAUCGCGUCUUGUGUUCAAUCUUGCAUGAAUCAGAGAAGAAAGUGGUAUGGGACAAGCUUGUGUACUGCAGCACCUCUGAAGAUGCUCUGGAAGCGUAUGUGAUGCUGAUGAAAGAAGAGAAAGAUAAAGGAUUCACACAGAUUUUUACACUUCCCCCUGAGGCUGAGCGCUUGGCAUCCUACAGCUUAAAACAGCUCCUUUUGGAGGAGAAGCUGAACUGCAGCACACUAUCACAGGAAGUGGGCGUCUUCGUGGAGCUGGUUUGGACCGAAGCUCUUGGUUCCCUUAGUAAAAUCCUCACGGCCCCUGUUUCCAGGAUCAGCCUUAAUGAUGUGAGCAGGGUGGAGGGAUUGCUGCUGCAGGCACAAAAGACUCAAGAUGAGGAGAAAGUCAAGACCCUGCUAGAGGAGGUCAACACUCUUUUACCCCUUCAAAUAGCCGACCCUCCUUCCAAACACAAGCUUGUGUCUCAGAAACUAGACCUUUGUCAGCUGAUCAGAGAUAUUCUGAAUGUGAGUGAGGCCACUAUGAGAAGCCCCUUGCCCUCCUCUUUGGGAAAGUAUCGUGCCCUGAGGUGCAGCAUUGAUGUGGUCCCAUCAGAAAACCCUGAGUUUAAUGUUAUCUCUCAAAUGCUUCAAGACAAGCCUAUUCAGAUUAGGCAGAUUUUACGUGUAAGCAGGGGGGUGGAGCUUCAGAUGUUUAGGGAGGAGCUUGGCAACAUUAAGCCCCUACUCCACUCGACUGGCACCAACAGUUUUGUUGGAAUACUUUCACAAGGUUUGCUGCUGCCCAGGGUCGGAGUGGAACAACACGGAAUUGAGAGGACAGAUAUCGGGAAUCUUGGAGGAGGCAUCUACUUCAGUGAUUCUCUGAUGACUAGCAUGAAAUACUCCAAGCCCAGCGUAGCCGAUGGCUCUCGACUGCUGUUGGUGUGUGACGUGGCUCUGGGCCAGUGCAAGAACCUGCUGAAAAGAGACACCACUUUGACCUGCGCCCCCGAGGGCUAUCACAGUGUACAUGGAGUCCGCCGAACUCCAAAAACUACCUCAGAGUUUCAGGAUGAUGAGUAUGUUGUAUAUAACACAGAUCAGAUCAAACUCAAGUAUGUAGUGCAGUACACUUUAGAGGAGGACCAGCUGACAGAGUUUCAUCCUCAAAUCAACACUUCUGAGGAGCUCACACAGCCCACCGAAAGAAUCUUGCCCAUUGAUGACAGUGAAGGUCUGGAGUCCACUAAGAAUCCUCUAGAGGAGAUGACCGCAGGUCUCCUGGACAGCAGUGGCAAGACACUUCCUCUGAAGGCUGUCCAUGUGAGGUGCAAAUUAAUGGACUUACUUUGUCAGGUCAUCAUUUUUCAGACUUACACAAACCAGAGUGAAGUUCCCAUUGAAGCAAAAUACGUCUUUCCACUGGAGGAAACAGCAGCGGUGUGUGGAUUUGAGGCCUUUAUCAAUGGAAAGCAUGUCAUUGGAAAGGUAAAGGAAAAAGAACAGGCUCGUAAAGAAUACAGACAAGCAAUAGAGAAGGGCCAUGGAGCGUAUCUAAUGGACCAGGAUGCACCUGAUGUAUUUACUAUCAGCGUUGGGAACCUUCCUCCAGGAGCCACAGUUUUGAUCAAGGUGACCUUCAUCACUGAGCUGGUUGUGAGAGGAGGCUCCAUCAUCUUCUCUCUGCCCGGCAGUGUAGCACCGUGGCAGCAGAGCGCCGCUCUCAAUCAGAAAACUCAGGGAACUGUUGAGAAGAUCUCUGUGACAGAGCUUCAGUCAGAGGGGGAGUUCUCUCUGUGUAUGUCCAUUGAAAUGCCUUAUGAGAUCAUCAACUUAGAGUCUUCACACCUCAUCAAAAUCAAGAGGACAGACUGUAAGGCUGUGAUCAGUACUUUGCCAGGACAAACUCUUGGAUCUGAUGGGCUCCAGGUGACCUUCAGUCUUUCUAAGAUCCACAUGCCCAGAAUGUGGGUGGAGAAGCAUCCAGACAAAGAGAGUCAGGCCUGCAUGUUGGUGUUUUAUCCAGACUUUAAGUCCAACUCUGAAGGUCCAUCCAGUGUGAGUGAUGUCAUCAUCCUGUUGGACACCUCAGAAUCAAUGCGGGGAGACGCCAUACUAAACGCUCGCAGGAUUGCUCUUCAAGUCCUUAACUCUUUAGACCGCUCACUAAAGAUCAACAUCAUCUCUUUUGGCACUGAUUACAAGGAAGCGUUUCCUGCACCAGUGCUCUUAAAUGAAACCUUUGAAUCAGCCAGAAAAUUAAUUAUGUCGUGUAAUGAAACGGGUGGCAGCACUGAGUUGUGGAGGCCUCUCCGUAGCCUGAGCCUGAUACCUCCAUCACAUGGCAUGAGAAACAUCCUGCUGAUCUCUGAUGGACACGUACAGAACCAGGCGCUGACUCUUCAGCUGGUCCGAGAAAACUCCUGCCACACGCGAGUCUUCACCUGCGGCCUCAGCCUGACAGCUAAUCGUCAUAUGCUCAGAGCUUUGGCUCAAGCAGGCGGUGGGACGUAUGAAUUUUUUGACACAAAGAUGAAACACACAUGGACAGAGAAGGUGCGUGCUCAGGUUCAGCGGUUGGAGUCUCCCGGCUGCAGAUCAGUGGCAGUGAAAUGGCAGCAAUUUAAUCCCACAGCGCCCCCUCCUGUUCAGGCCCCCUCACAGCUUCACGCUCUCUUCAGUGACUGUCAUACACUCGUGUACGGCUUUGUGCCACACUGUACUCAGGCCAUGCUGUUUGGUGAUCUGAGUGGACAGGAGAUAAAAACAAUGGUGUCAACCACAGAACUUCAAAAGAUAAAAGGAACUUUCCUUCACAAGUUAACAGCCAGAGCGAUCAUCAGAGAUUAUGAAGAUGGCAUACUCGGAAACAGUGAGGCAGAACAUGAGGGAAAGAAAGCAGAGCUGAAGUCUUACAUAACUGAACUCAGUAAAGAGUUCUCCGUCUUGUCUCAGUUCACCAGCUUUGUGGCCAUUGAAGAGAGGGACCAGAAUCAGCUUGACACUGGAUUCACAGAUAUUCCUAAACUAAUCGCAGAAGAGGAUGUGGAUAUUCUGCCUUAUAUGGGCUGGACUGAGGAGAAGCAGACUAAAGAGGUAGAUAUUGAGAAGAGCCUCACUGACAAGUCCUAUUUGAACUGUGUUCUUUUUGAGGAACUGUGCGAUUACGGGUCAUAUGAAAGUGAUGAGUUUGACAGUUAUUGUGGUAUUAUGUCAAGAUCCGACUCAAGCGAUUAUGAAGGUUCUCCCCAGGAAUUCAUUUCUUCGCCACUCGGGGAAGGCGGUAUAUAUGAAAGUAUCUCACACUCAGCGGAUGUCUAUGAAGACAUAGCAAAAAGAAAUGUAAUUGAUGACUCUGUUCUCUUAAUGGAGAAAGAGAGUUCCCGUAUUACCUGUCAAGGAGACUACCCGUCCUCUCUGCAUCCCCCACCUCAUCUUCUUCUGGAUGCCCCAUUUUCUGUGUGUGAAAAUGCCAGAAGAACUGUGCCAAACUCCAUGAAUCUUUAUGCUUUACCUCAGGAUCCUGUCUUUGGGGCUUCUCUUUCAUCUUUUGAUGUUGGGGCUUCUCCUCCAGCUCCUCUCGCAGCGGCUUCUCCACCAGCUUGUUAUGCUGCCACUUCUCCUCUGCCUCCUUCAUUUGGGGUUUCUCCUCCAGCUCGUCUUGCUAAGGCUUCUCCUCUAGCUUUUUUUACAGCAGCUUCUUCUUCACCUCCUCAAUUUGGGGCUUCACCUCCAGCUCCUUCUUUAGGAGGUCCUCCUCUGGCUUCUCUUGCAAGGGCUUUUCCUACAGCUCCUCUGCUUGCAGAUUCUCCACCAUCUUCUUUCAUUGGGGCAUCUCCUCCGGUUGGUGCAAGGAGAGAUUUUUCCCUAAAAGAAAGGCCCCUUCCUCCACCUCCUACCAUUCGUUCUGCUGCUUCUCUUCCUCCUCCUCCUCCACCACCUCAUUCCUUUCGAUCAGUACCAUGUUACAGGAAAAUGUCAGCUGCUGUCUCUGAACAGCCAUGGGAUUUAUCAAGCCCUGAAAUCAGACCUUCAUCGGGGAGCUGCUUAAGAAAAAGCAUCAUCUCUUCUGCACCCGCUUCAGGCAGAGCUAUGAAAAUGAAAUCAGUACCCCUUAUAGAAAGUUUAAGGUUAAUGUCAUUCAUGCAAGUAAGACGAAGAUCACUUGAGGACACAGUGGACUGGGAUGAGCUGUUUCAGCUUCAACAUGAGGAUGGAUACUGGGAAUGCACUGGGAGUCUCAGUAGCUUCCUCAAACUGGACGUAGACUUCUUUGCCAAUGUCUUCCUUAAAGAGAAAGGCAUUUGUUCACUGGGUGCAAAGGCUCAUGCAGAUAUUUUGAGAUUGGUGGCCACUCUGUUGGUACUGCAGCUGAUUCGAGUAAAGAAGUCAGCCGAGGGGAAGCUGCUUCAGUCUCUCUUCUCUCUGAAAGACUCUGAGGGUCCCAGGCCAAUGCACUGGGAGGCUGUGAAGAAAGCAGUGGACUGGGCUUGCUGGGCAGAUAAACAAUAUCCAUGUGUGUGCAGCAGACUGGAGUUCGGCUGGGAUUGGGAAUCAUCCACACGCCAGUUACUGGGCUGUGAUUCACCACUUCCAUACUCUCCACUCAUAUCUGUUCUGGAAAGGCGUGUGGGCUUUUAGUUACUGGACCUGGACUUUUCGUUUAUAUUUGUUGUUGAACUGUAAUGAAAUGUAAACUCUGUAGUGGUGUCUGCCACGUUUAUAAUUUCAUAGUGCCUAAAAACAUAUUAAAGCAUAGUUUUACACUUUAACACACCAUAAUUUCAAUUGCAUAUGACUUCUGUGUAACACAAAAGGAUAUAAUGUGGCCUGUACUUUUCCAUGCAUUUAAAAUAAAUGAUAACUGGAGCUUUAAGGCUCUAGAACUAUAAAAGUAAAAUGUUGUGAAGUCAUAUCAUGGGUUUGUGUGUGGAACUGUCAGGUUCCUAGUCUGUUCUAUUAUCUGUUAUCCCCAUCAGUA